Messenger RNA from Vespula vulgaris, 2552 nucleotides. RefSeq names its product protein mab-21-like. Lineage: Eukaryota; Metazoa; Arthropoda; Insecta; Hymenoptera; Vespidae. The transcript is spliced from 2 exons. The record is from RefSeq and is a predicted model, not a curated record. Bases 204 to 1349 code for a protein of 381 amino acids.
GGAGCGAGCGCGCGCGGUGCUCGGCGUGAUCGCGCGCGCGGCACGAUUCGAGUCGCCGCCGUCGAGGAACGUCGUACGCGCGGACGAGAGAGCACCUGCCGCUUUUUCUCGUAAUAUCGUAGCUAAAGCGAGCAGAAGAGAUUCUCGAACGAAAACGCAUCGUCGAGUGUGUUUUUAUACCGAAGGAGGACACUACGAUUAGGAUGAACGCGAGAACAAUCUCGAUCUUCCUCGGGAUGAGCAGAACGAGAAGACAGAAGGGUUCGGAAAUGAUGGCGGCUCAGUCGAAGAUGCUUUAUCAAAUCAACAAGUAUUACGGAGAACGCGUGCAAGCACGUAUGGGACAGGUACAGAAGACGAUAAGAGAAGUCUGUAAGGUCGUGCAGGAUGUGUUAAAGGAGGUUGAGGUACAAGAGCCACGCUUCAUAUCCUCGCUGACCGAGUGCAACGGUCGUUACGAGGGUCUCGAAGUGAUUUCACCGGGGGAAUUUGAGGUGGUGCUAUACCUGAAUCAAAUGGGCGUCUUCAACUUCGUCGACGACGGCACCCUGCCGGGUUGCGCCGUUUUAAAGCUUAGCGACGGCCGCAAGAGGUCCAUGUCUCUUUGGGUAGAAUUCAUCACCGCGAGCGGUUACUUGUCCGCGAGAAAGAUCCGAUCGAGAUUUCAGACCUUGGUGGCCCAGGCCUGUGACAAGUGUACUUAUCGAGACUCCGUUAAAAUGAUAGCCGAUACUACCGAGGUGAAGCUACGUAUUCGAGAGAGAUACGUCGUUCAAAUCACACCGGCAUUCAAGUGUUCCGGCGUGUGGCCAAGAUCGGCAGCUCAUUGGCCGAUCCCCCAUAUUCCCUGGCCUCAUCCUAAUCUCGUCGCGGAAGUCAAAACCGAGGGUUUCGAUCUUCUUUCGAAGGAGAGCGUUGCUUUGCAAGGGAAACAAUCGGCGAUGGAAGGAGACGCCUGGGUGUUGAGUUUUACCGAGGCCGAGACCAGACUCUUGCAGGGUGGCUGCCGACGCAAAUGUUUGAGCAUUCUUAAAACUCUCAGAGAUCGACACCUCGAUCUUCCUGGCAAUCCGGUAACGAGUUAUCACAUGAAGACCUUACUCCUUUACGAGUGCGAGAAACAUCCUCUCGAAGCCGAAUGGGACGAGGCUUGCUUGGCCGAUCGAAUGAACGGCAUCUUUUUGCAACUUAUUUCUUGUCUCCAAUGUCGAAGAUGUCCUCAUUAUUUUCUACCGAACCUCGACUUGUUCAAAGGAAAAUCACCCAGCGGCUUGGAAAACGCCGCCAAACAAGUUUGGAGACUGACCAGAGAAUUGUUGACCAACAGCCGUGCUCUCGAGAAACUUUAGCGAUCUUCCCUUAGAUGCAACAUAUCUUUCGUGAUACUUUGAAGAUAAAAGAAAAGACAAGUGUGCAUUAAUGAACUGUUCUUGAAAUAAAAGCCUCCCUUUAAUUCGCCGCAACAUUUCGCGCAAUAAGGUUACAAUUCAUUCUCUGUUACUAUAUUUAAUUACUUUAAAUACGAAACAUAUUUGAAUCGAAUCGUCGAAGUUCUUCACCUGCCACUUUACGUAAUGCUUUUCGUUCAAUCGACCGAAUGUUCCGGUUUAAAAUACGAAGAACGAACGUUCGACAUUUCACAUAUUUCGUGAAAAAAUUGUACUUUCCUACAUAAAUCUAUCAUUCCCCUAUAUACAUCUAUUAUCCAUCGACGCAAAGCGUAUUGUAAUUCUAUCUGUUUCGAUCUUAAAAAAAUAAAAUUGAAGAACAUUUAUAACCAUUUAUAAAAGCGAGCUUACGGCAAAAGAAAGAACUGCGAUUUCAUUGCGCAUCGUUACGUGUAAAUAAUUUUUGAUAUUAUUUAAACGAUAUUUAUUAUUAAUAUACCUAAUCGAAUCGCUAUUUAAAAUUAUAAGACGACGAUGUACAUAAUAAAUGCAUUUAUCUCGAUGUAAAAAAAAAAGAGAAAGAAAGAGAAAAAAAGGAACAAAAUGAGCCAUGUCUUUCUAUAAUCGACAAACAACUGUGAUGGAAUCGAUGACACUUUAACGACUUAUUUAUCAUGCUCGAGCAUAAUCUAGGUAACGAUUAUUGUCUCCGUAAUACGUAGUUAUCGAGUACUUUCGAGAGAACGACUUGGUGUUCGGCGUAGCAGCGACUAUCAUUUUUAUUACCCCCUUUUGCAUUUUAUUACGUCGGCAUCCUAUCUUAAUUCUAUCCUAACGUUUCUCUUCCUACCAUCAUCGAUGCUCGAACGACGCUGUUUAAACUCCCGUCGGAUAAUUUUCGUGCUUCGCGGCGCGUGUCAAAUUCAUCGAAUGCUGCCACUCGAUCGCUACCGUUCUUACAUCGAUCAAUACAUCGUUUCCAAAUGGUAGAUCGACUUAAUUACCAUCACGAUUACACUUAUUAAUGAUUCGUGUUACAUAUGUCCUUUGCUUCGGAUGUCCUAUUCGCUUUGUGAAUAAUUUUACAUUUUACUGCGAUAAUACUAUCACCUAACUUUGUCUACUAUUUUUCAUCGAAUUCUACUUCACCUGCUCUAUUUAUCA